Telopea speciosissima is the source of this 639-nucleotide messenger RNA. Its product is annotated as protein FAM32A-like. The coding region runs from base 22 to 426 and encodes 134 amino acids. The record is from RefSeq and is a predicted model, not a curated record. Gene Ontology annotation, cellular component: nucleolus. The transcript has 3 exons. NCBI's taxonomy places the organism in Eukaryota, Viridiplantae, Streptophyta, Magnoliopsida, Proteales, Proteaceae.
CCGCAAGGACAGCUAGGAAAUAUGUCAGAAUAUGAAAAUGUUGUUGGUGGGAAGCUGAAGCUGAAGGGAAAAGCCUUGGAUGUUAAAGUUGGUGGAGUAAAGAAGAAAAAGAAGCAGAAGAAACAUUAUGAUGAAAUAACUGAAGUCAAGGGGAAGGAGCUUUCAACAGUUGGAAGUACAGGGAUGUCCGAUACUAGUGAGGCUAUAAAUGAGGCCAACCAAUUGAGAGGGGAUGGAAAUGUUCCUACUCAUGAUGAUCAUCUCACACCUGCUGAGAGGCGGUCUCUUGAGCAGAGGGAGAAAAUUGAACUCCAAAGGCUGGCCAAGACUUCCAAUAAAUCACACCGUGAUCGCAUUCAGGACUUCAACCAGUAUCUGGCAAAUAUGAGUGAGCACUAUGACAUUCCUAAAGUUGGCCCAGGCUGACUUGGCAAACUUUAUGAAUGCAAAAACUGCCCAGGACUCACCAAGUAUGUAAUUUUAAAGGUCCUCUAUUUUCUUUUUUCUCUUGUGAGGGCACUUCCCCUGUUUCACUUAUGUCUGUGCAGUGCAUAUUUUUCCAUUCUUCCAUUUAACAAGAUUGUAUUGAUUUCUGCUGGUCUUAUCUUUUAAAAGAAUCUCCUUGUAUUCUGAGAUCUA